GCACCCUCUGUCACCACGACAAAGACCACUGCGGACGCCGGUCAACCUGCCACCUCCACAGGUACUGCGGUUGAGCCAACCGGUACAACAUUAGAUCCCAGACUGCCCAAGGUCAUCACUCCCUACGGAGGAAUGCCGGAUGCUCCCCAGGACAUGAUAUUGGUUCGCCUUGGCUUCAAGCACGAGUUGAACUACGUAUUCGUGGUUGAGAACCCGGUAUCCGUCGCACAAAUCUUCGAAUACGUGCCAAAGGGAUUGAACUUCGGACUCAACACUGCGAGCGUCACGAUGCAUUCCCUCCAGCCGUAUGACACAAGGAAGAGCAAGGGUUACGUCACCACACUGGUUCUUGCCUACAUCCCUAAGGAUCUGUUCGACGAGCUGGAUCUUCAGCGUCGCACUCCAGGUUCAAGGAUGAUGAACAACCCGACCACACCAAUCGAGCAGAUCAUGGCUCUUCUCGACUCCACCAUCCCCCUUCGUGCAAGCGCUAGCGAACAAGACGGAAACGGAAACGGCCAACUCACCGACGACAAGUCAUGGACCGAUGAUGACAGCACCACAACCACCACCGGUGGCGGUGGCUCUCCCAUCGAGAACAAGACUGGUCCUAUCUCGACGAAGACUGUUGGUAUCGGCGCAGGUGUUUGUUUCGGUGCCCUGGCGUACGGUGGUGCGAUGUUCUUCGUCGCCCGUCGGUACAGGCAGAAGAGGAAGGGACACAGUCGUUCAUCGUCCGUUCAAGGGGCCAUGGUCAUCGGUGGGCCAACGGGGGUUGUACACUCGAGCGGUAUCGGAGCGAUGAUGCACGGCGCCAGAGACACGUACGGCACCCAGGGUUCCACUCCUGGCGGUCUUGGUGCCGCAGGUGCCGCUGGUGCUCCUGAAAGGAACAGCCACGGCAGCGGUCCCGGCGGAAGAGGCCCGCAGAUCUCGGCCCCUCUGAUGGCCGCGAACUCGCUCGGUUGGAACUAG
Messenger RNA from Tricharina praecox, 975 nucleotides. RefSeq lists its product as uncharacterized. The annotation marks the transcript as partial. Gene Ontology annotation, molecular function: osmosensor activity. Lineage: Eukaryota; Fungi; Ascomycota; Pezizomycetes; Pezizales; Pyronemataceae. The record is from RefSeq and is a predicted model, not a curated record. Gene Ontology annotation, biological process: establishment of cell polarity; signal transduction involved in filamentous growth; hyperosmotic response. Gene Ontology annotation, cellular component: cell surface; plasma membrane; extracellular region. The transcript has a single exon.